Molecule: messenger RNA, 1129 nt
Organism: Grammomys surdaster
Lineage: Eukaryota; Metazoa; Chordata; Mammalia; Rodentia; Muridae
Gene: Ms4a18
Product: membrane spanning 4-domains A18
Exons: 6
Coding region: 48-1016 (322 amino acids)
Biological process (GO): cell surface receptor signaling pathway
Cellular component (GO): plasma membrane
Source: RefSeq, a predicted model, not a curated record
AGGGCCUAAAGGAGGAGACAGGCUUGCCAGGACUCAAGCUGUGCAUCAUGAGCAAUCAAGAGAAUGUGUCUGCUGUCACUGUCCCGAGUAAUGUCCGUGUCAUCCAGCCUACAUAUGCUGUGGUCUCUGGAAGACAGGAACAGCCUUUGGCAAAGACCACCACCUACCCAGCCUCAGCAACAGUGCUCCAGUAUAACUCAGAGAAUGCAAACUUCCAGAACCCACAUAUUGUGAUCCAGAAUCCAGCUGCAAUGACAGGCCUGCAGGCUAGGUCCACUGGACUACAGUAUCCAGCAGGAAUGGCUGGUGUGCAGACUCCCCCAGGAGUAAUCCAGUACUCACCAGAAACAACAAGUGUCCAGAUCCUGCCUGGAGACCCUCAGAGUCUCCUAAAUACUGUCCCCGGGCCAACACAGACCUCAAGCCAUCCCCAGUGGAACAUGUCUUUUAUGUCCUUUCAUGAAUUUAAUCCCAAGAAAUUCAUAAAUGAAGAGGUCAGAACAUUAGGGGCCAUCCAGAUCCUCAUUGGCCUAUUUCAUAUCUUCUCUGCAGUCAAUCCUCAACUCUACAGGAGUUCUCUUUUGCUGGGGUUAUCAGGGUACCUGAUCUGGGGAGGUCUGUCUGUGAACAGCAGCAUUGGUAUGAAUGUCGUCAGUUCCAUCCUCUCCUUGACUGGUAUCAUUAUUAUCAUCAUAGAUUUGUGUGUUUACAACUCCAGUAACAAUUUUCUGAUGAGUUCUAUGAAGGCAAUCUCUGGUAGUCUCCUCCCCUUCGCACUCCUGGAAUUCAUCCUCACCUGUGUGGUCUCACAUUUUGGAUGCCAGGCUGUCUGCUGGACCCAUUUUGAGAACAUGACGAUCCCAACCAUGUUUGGUGGCAACACAGUCAACACGACCACUGGACCUGUCGACACCACCAGCCCAAACAGUGCCACCAACAUCCCAGGCCAGGCCGCCCUCCCCAGUGAAGUUCCCCCUGAACAGUUAUACCAAGAAGUAGAUCAUGCCCAGAAAUAAUUGACAGAAUAGCUGACAGAAUGCCCAUUUUGAUGACAUUCCACAGGAAGAGCUGCUACAACAGUGUCUUUGAUUUAUGAUGAAACACCUGUGACCUUGACCUUGGCAUUACC